Messenger RNA from Fonsecaea multimorphosa CBS 102226, 3594 nucleotides. RefSeq lists its product as uncharacterized. NCBI's taxonomy places the organism in Eukaryota, Fungi, Ascomycota, Eurotiomycetes, Chaetothyriales, Herpotrichiellaceae. Gene Ontology annotation, biological process: proteasome-mediated ubiquitin-dependent protein catabolic process; DNA repair. Gene Ontology annotation, molecular function: nucleic acid binding; protein binding. The transcript is spliced from 3 exons. The record is from RefSeq and is a predicted model, not a curated record. Gene Ontology annotation, cellular component: site of double-strand break; nucleus. Bases 1 to 3594 code for a protein of 1197 amino acids.
AUGUCUUACAUUGUACCAAUCCACCCGCCUAGUGGUGUGCGCCAUGCUAUCAAAUUGAAUUUCCUAGAGCCCGCCGUUGACACACUCAUUGUUGCGAAAGCGAAUCGACUCCAAAUAUUCGAGCAAGGACCAGAAGGCUUGAGCCUGUUGCACACGAAGGUCGUCUACGGCUAUAUCACCAUCCUUGAGAAGCUCCGCCCCGAGUCUUCCAAGACCGACCACCUUUUUGUCGGGACCGAUCGCUACCAGUACUUCACUUGUUCAUGGAACGCGCAGACGAAACAGUUACAAACAGAACAGAGCUAUGUCGAUCUGGCGGACAAGGUUCUUCGCAGCUCGCAAGAGGCGGACAGAUGCCAUGUGGACCCGACCCGGCGAUACAUGACUUUGGAACUGUACGAUGGAGUCAUAUCAGUCUUGCCUUUCAUUCAACCCUCCAACAAACGGGUGAAAAGAGAGAGCACCGCCGCUCCCCAGGUUGGGGCUCUCGGUGAGCCGGUUCAGGUCAGGGUCGAGGAGUUGUUGACGAGGUCAUCCGCCUUCCUGGAAAUGGAUCCUGACUCAAAAGACAAUCCGAGGCUGGCUAUCUUGUGGGAAGACAAUCUGGAGAACCCACAAUUGGCGCUGAAAGAGCUCAAAUACCGCCCUGGUGGGGAGCAGGCAUCUGCAGAUCUGGAGAGAGUGGCCGACUUGAAGGGUGACCAGCUCGACAAGGGCGUGAGCCAUCUCAUUCCCGUCCCCGUCCCGUACGGAGGCUUCCUGAUUCUAGGCGACCACAACAUUCGCUACGUUAACCGCGACCUAAGUAAUGUCAUUACUCAGCCUCUAGCGGACGUCUCGACGAUAUGGACUUGUUGGACCAACGUCGACGACCGACGAUGGCUCCUCGCCGAUGACUACGGCAAAUUAUUCUUUUUGAUGAUUGAGACCAGUUUUUCCGAAGUGAUAUCAUGGAGACUUGAUCCUGUUGGAGUCACCUCAAAGGCCUCUUGUUUAAUAUAUCUCGAUGAAGGCUAUGUCUUUAUCGGUUCACAUGCGGGCGAUUCGCAAGUUGUGCAUAUCGAAGAGGAAGGAGUCCGUAUCGUGCAGACAUUCCCGAAUAUUGCUCCUAUCUUGGACUUUACCAUUAUGGAUCUGGGUCGAGGUGCCGAAGGCGCCGCAGCUCCCGAAUUCUCUUCCGGUCAGGCCAGGAUAGUGACAGCCUCUGGAGCUUGGCAGGAUGGUACGAUUCGGAGUGUGAGGAGUGGUGUUGGACUGGAAGAGAUCGGCACUAUUGGCGAGCUAUCUCACAUUAUCGACCUAUGGGGUUUGAGCUCAACAGGACUGGGCGACGCUCAAGAUACUUUGCUGGUUUCUUUCGUCAACGAGACGCGAAUCUUUAAAUUCGAUGCGGAAGCCUCAGUUGAAGAAGUCGACGACUUUCAUCAUCUCGAGUUCUCUCAGCCAACUCUGCUUGCGACAAAUCUUCCCGGUCGAAAGCUACUCCAGGUCUAUGAGACCGGGUUUCGAAUCACAGACCUUGAAUCGAGUAUGCUGACACUGGAAUGGAAACCACCCGAUGCUGCGGCGAAGAUUACGGCUGCAAGUGCAAAUUCAGUCCAUCUUCUCCUAGUGGAGGGUGGUCAUACUCUCCAUGUCUUCCAUGUCGCGACCAGCGAGGCUAAGCCCACCGUCUCAAAGACCUUCUCACCCAACUCACAAGUAUCAGGUGUAUCAGUACCAGACUCACAGAGUAACGUCUGUAUCGUCUCGUUCUGGCAAACAGCCUCUAUUGCCAUUCUCGACCUACACUCCCUCGACGUCCUCCAAUCACAAAUGGUUGGCAGCCCGGGGACAGAUAUUCCACGAUCAGUCCUGGUUGCUCAGGUCCUGCCUGACGCACCUCUGACUUUGUUUGUUGCAAUGGCUGACGGCACAGUUCUGACGUAUUCAGUCGACUCCUUGAAGAACUCUCUGUCCGGCAUGACGAGGAUCUUACUGGGAACAGAGCCCGUGUUCUUCAAACAAUUACCCAAGGAUCGCCUAUCAGGAUUGUCCAAUAUAUUCGCUUCAUGCGAACAGCCCUCCCUGAUGUAUUCCUCUGAAGGUCGCAUCAUAUACUCAGCCGUAAACGCCGAUAGUGCCUCUCGUGUGUGUAGCUUCAAUUCCGAAGCAUAUCCCGAGGCUAUUGCUAUAGCGACUCCAAGCGAGCUGAAGCUGGCCUUGAUCGGUACGGAGAGAACGACUCAAUUGCAGACGCUUCCUGUUCGUGAGACAGUAAGAUGUCUCACCUACGAACCCAAGGCUAAGAUGUUCGCGAUGGGGUGUGUCAGUCGAGCCAUUGAGGACAGUGCAGAAGUAACGAUGAGCUCCGUUAAGAUUGCGGAUGAGGUUAGCUUCAAGGAAUUGCACUCGAUAGAUCUGCAAGACAAAGAGUUGGUAGAGUGCAUUGUUGCGACGGGCUCGUUCGAGAUGGAGGACGAAUCUCGUGCUUACGGAGAGAUGUUUGUGGUAGGAACAAGCCUUCUUGAGGAGAACGAAUCUGGCGAGGAGUGUCCGAGAGGCCGAAUACUCGUCUACGAGGUCAACAAAGAGAACAGGCUGAAAGAAGUCACUCAAAUCCAGGUCAAGGGUGCAUGUAGAAGUCUAGCCAUGUGUGAGGGCAAGAUCGUGGCGGGAUUAGUGAAGACGGUCGUCCUUUACGGUCUCGUGCCCUCAUCAACAAGAGGAGACCACUCCCUCAAACUGGAAAAGCUGGCCACCUACCGCACCUCGACGAACCCGCUGUCUCUUGCCGUCAUGCCCGCCACUCCAAAUGGUCCCGCCUCAAUCGCGGUCGCAGAUCUAAUGAAAUCUCUAUCCAUCCUUCAAGUCUUCCAUGAUUCUUCCUCCUCAACAGGUUACUCGCUGCAGGAGAUAUCCCGCCACUUUGCUACAGUCUGGUCCUCGGCGACUUCAAUCGUACUGGAAAACGAAUGGGUUCUUGCCGACAUGGAAGGCAACUUGACCAUGCUACGUCAAACCAGAAAUGGCAGUAGACCAAGUGGCUUUAACAGCCGGCUGGAAGUUACGGGGGACUUCCGACUAGGCGAGGUAGUCAAUAAGAUUGUCCCUCUGACAAUAACUCCGACGGCCCCAAGAGAGAACGGAAAGAACCACGCAAAGAAUCCCGAGCAGGACGAGGACUUUUCCAACCCAGAUGGUCGGCGUUAUGGUGGUGCAGAGAAGCUGGUCGCUGCCAAGGUCCCGCGUGAGGGGUCGGUUGUCACUCCGCGGGCAUUCCUCGCGACCAUCGAGGGUGCGAUAUACAUGCUUGCAACCAUCAAUCCGGGAUUCAUGAACGUGCUUCUGACCUUGCAGUCGGCAUUGGCAAAUCGAGUGCAGGCCCCAGGCUAUAUGCCCUGGAGCAAGUUCCGUGCGAUGAAGACUGAGGUGUUGGAAAAGGAUGAGCCGUUUAGAGUGGUUGACGGAGAGAUGUUGGAGCAGGCGUUAUUGAGCAUGAAUGAUGAGGAGCUAGAAGGAGUCAUCAGGGAAGGCGGCUUGAUGGAGGAGCAGUUGGGAGUGACGGUCCAAGAGGUCAGGGCGUGGGGUGAAGAGUUGAGGCGAUUGUGCUAG